CGACAGGACUUCGCGAGCUCCUCCCCAGGCAAAAACUUCGCGAGUUCCGGACUUCCAGAAGCGGAACCGUAAGACACACGCCUUGAUCGUCAGGUGUUCCCUGCGCUCCUUUACGCCUGCCCCUCCCGCGUGCCAUGAGCGCCUGCGCCAUUGUCGCGCGCUCGCCGCGCGGCGGCACGUGCGAGGUGGUGCACGGGCGACUGGACGUCUUCGACUCGCCGCGCUGCUCGCGCCUCGCCACGCAGGCGUGGGCGGGCCGCCGCCUCGUGCUCCUCACACCGCCGCCGCCCGCCGCUUCGGCCGCUGCUGCUGCGGGCGAGGCGGCUCUCGCGCCCUGCGCCCAGGCCCCCGUCGCCGCCGAGAGCGCGGCCGCGGGGGCGGACGCACCAGCGCUACCUGCGCCCUCCUCCGACCGCCGCCUUGGCCCUCCAGACCUCGCCGCCGCUCAACCUGGCUCUCGCGACGCACAGCAACCGUUAGGGCAUGACGUGGCACAGCGACCGUUGGCGUCUGACGUGGCACAGCGGCCGCUAGGGCCUGACGUGGCACAGUGGCCGCUAGGGCCUGACGUGGCACCGGACGCCAUUCCUAUCCGCCUGUGCGAAGACGCGUAUCCCGGGUGGAUAUCUGCUGCUGACGUGGCCAGAGGUGCCGUUUGUCGCCUUUUGGGCGGGCGAGAAACAGCAAAAGGGGAAGCGGACCAUGUGGGGGGGAGCGAUAUGGGCGGGAUAAGGGGAGGGGGAGGGGGAAAGAGUCAGUCGAGGGGCGGAGGAGGGGGGAGUGGCGUGCGGGCGGAGGGGCAAGGGGGCAUGGCGGGGCGGGGCGAGGCGGUGGUUGCAUUCGUGCAGGCGGCCGGGGCGCAGCGCAACGCGUACCUGUGGGGGGGCACCGUGGGGCCGCACUUCGACUGCAGCGGACUGGUGCAGCGGGCGUACGCAUCUGUCGGCAUGUGGGUGCCUCGGGACGCGUUCCAGCAGGAGGCCUUCUGUCACCCUGUGUGCGCGGCGCACGUCACCAAGGGCGAUCUGGUGUUCUUCGGCGCAUCACGGGCCACCCAUGUGGGCGUCGUCACACACGCCAGGCCAUGCCGGCCCCGCCACCACAGCCCCUUGCCCGUGGAGGUUAGCCCUCUGCCUGCCACCUCCUCCCACUGCUUCCGGUGUGCAUGCGAGCCCUCCGCCCCUCGUGCAUGCGGCGCGGUGCACGUGACGUUCAUCCAUAGCUCCGGCCGCGACCACGGCCACGACGGCAUCGCCUCUGACCACCUGCGCGUGAGGCUGCCAUGCCUGGUGACCAGUGCACGGCCCGCCUGUCGGGAGCCGCAUGUGCGUGUGGGGCAUUGUGAUGGGCGUGCGUGCAGUGCUGCUUUGAGGGGCUCAGGAGAUGGGGGGACGAGGGGCAGAGCGGAGGAGGUGCAGGCGCAGAGGCAGCAGCAGAGUUACGAGGCGCGGGGAGUGGCAGAGCAGGAGCAACGUGAGGAGCAGAGGCCGCUUGAGGUGGGGAGCAGCAUGCAGCAGGUGAUGCAUGGAGAGAGGGAGCGGCGUGUAGAAGAGGAGUGGCAGCGCGUGGGUGCAUGUGGCAGCAGCGCCAUGUGUGGGGGAGAUGAUGAGGCUGGGCUGUGGACGCUGGUGAAGCAGUGGACGCUGGUGAAGCAGUGGCGCGGGGAGAGGAGCGAGAGAGGGGGGGAAGGCGAGCCGAUCUGCGUGGCAGAGGGGGAGCAGGUGGGCGGGCAGGAGAGGGUAGUGGCGGUGAAGGCAAGGCAGGCAGCAGGGCAAGAGGGAGGCGUGGGGGGGGAGGUGCAUGCGGUGGGGCGCGUGGCGCAGCACUACGGCGCGGUGCUGAGGGGCUUUGGGCGCGUGGUGCAGGGGCUGCCCUCAUCGCUGCCGCACAUCCCCCCCCACCUCGUGCUCCCGCUCCAAGCGUAGCACCGCCCAUAUUUAAAGCAAUGCUGCUCCAGUUUUCUAUCUCAUGCGCGACACACACGUACGACUUUGACAAGCCACCGUCUGGGAUGAACUACCGUGAACGACCGGAUAUAACGUAAUCCCCGGAUAUAGGAAAUACCUAGCAGAUGGAAUGCGCUUGUAAUCGAAUAAAAAUUAUAAGCCCAGGGCUUAACUAAGGGAUUUUUAUGGAAAACGAAUUUGAGGACAAAAAAUC
Messenger RNA from Closterium sp. NIES-67, 2160 nucleotides. The record is from the annotation of a GenBank genome assembly. Lineage: Eukaryota; Viridiplantae; Streptophyta; Zygnematophyceae; Desmidiales; Closteriaceae.